CGUACUACUGUGGGCCAUUGGUGCGUAGAGAGAGAGAGAGUGAGAGGAGGGAGGGGAGAAGGUGGUGACGGCUCUGCUCCUCUGUAAACUUGCUAUACUGCUAUGUGCUAUCACCAGGGAAGGCUUCCCGAACAACGGUCAUCGACUCUAAAAUGUACAGUAAAGUACUCCUGAAUCUUCCUUCACCUGCGCGUUUUCGCUUGGUCUUCGUACAUUUGGACUUGCACUGAAGACAGAGAAAAUCCAUGGGGAUAUUGGAUAGCCUUUUCGGGCUACACAUUGGGAUUAUACAUUGAAUUGGGUGGACAUUUUUCGCAAACACUUCGCAUUUUUGAAGAAACGACCUCUGCUCUGCCAUAUCUUCACGACAUUGAAAGUGACGUAUCUGGUUACAAGUUGGGGCCUUGGUCUCCGGAGCUCCAGACAUGGCAGACCAGAAUGAAACAUUUGGACUGCAAAAUUCGCCCAGCCGGUCAGAGUCAAAGGAAUUACACACUGAGAGUAAAGCAGAGAAGCAAAAUGGAACUUCGAGCAAAUCUCCAUCCUCCCAGACGACAUAUAUUCAACAGGGAAUGGAGGGGAUAAAAGUGUACCUCCACGAGAGGGAACUGUGGGCGAAGUUUCACGAGGUGGGGACUGAGAUGAUCAUCACCAAAGCGGGAAGGCGAAUGUUUCCCAGCUUCAAAGUGAAGGUCACUGGAUUGAACCCUAAAACGAAAUACAUACUCCUGAUGGAUGUCGUGCCUGCGGACGACCAUCGCUACAAAUUCGCUGAUAAUAAAUGGUCCGUGACCGGGAAGGCCGAACCUGCCAUGCCCGGGAGGCUCUACGUUCACCCGGACUCUCCUGCGACGGGAGCGCAUUGGAUGAGGCAGCUUGUCUCUUUCCAGAAGCUGAAACUGACGAAUAAUCACCUGGAUCCUUUUGGACACAUUAUCCUCAACUCCAUGCAUAAAUACCAACCCAGGAUUCACAUCGUGAAAGCGGAUGAAAAUAAUGGCUUUGGCUCCAAAAACACGGCGUUCUGUACCCACGUAUUCCCCGAGACUGCCUUCAUUGCGGUAACAUCUUACCAGAACCAUAAGAUAACCCAACUUAAGAUAGAGAACAACCCGUUUGCCAAAGGCUUCCGUGGGAGUGAUGACAUGGAGCUCCACCGGAUGUCCAGAAUGCAAAGCACUAAGGAAUACCCAGUGGUACCUCGCAGUACGGUGCGCCAGAGGGUGGGCACCGGCCAGAGCCCGUUCAGUGGGGAGGUGCAGGUUAUGGUCACCCCCAGUGGCCUGGCCUCCCAGUACACCCAGUGUGAGAAUGGGGUCACCAGCACCUCACAGGACCUCCUGCCCCAGUCUGGCUGUUACCCCCUCCCCCACGAGCACAGCCAGGACUACCAUUGCAUCAAGAGGAAAGUGGACGAUGACUGUCACUCAGGAGAGCACACCUACAAGAAGGCUUACCUGGAGAGCUCCUCCAGCGAGGACGACCAUUACUACCGUCCCGUCAGCUACCCACAGAGCCUGGGCCUGCCCGGGGGGCCCUACAGGACCGAGUCUGGCCAGAGGCAGGCCUGUAUGUACGCCAGCGCCUCCCAAGGGGCUGAGCCCGUCCCCAGCCUGGAGGACAUCAGCUGCAACACCUGGGCCGGUGUUUCGCCCUAUGGCAGCUGCUCAGUCACCUCCAUGCAACCAAUGGAGCGGCUGCCCUACCAGCACUUCUCCGCCCACUUUACCUCGGGGCCCCUGGUGUCCAGACUGAGCGGGGUGGCAAGCCACGCCUCCACGCAGCUGGGCGAAGCCCACCACGCCAUGUACCAGGGCCCCAUGGCCCACCAGACACUGGGCCGCCAGUGUAGCCCUGGGGCAGGCAUCCAGUCGCCCACCGCAGGUCUCCAAGGCAACGAGUACCUGUACUCGCACGGGAUCCCACGCACGCUGUCGCCUCAUCAGUACCACACAGUGCACAGCGUCAGCAUCAUGCCAGAGUGGAAUGAGAGCAGCUAAAAUAACUUUCUUCAUAGGAAAGGAUGGAGAAGUUGGAUUAAAAAAAGGGCCUUGAUAAGGUUGGACUUUAGAUAAAUCUAUAUUUAUAUUUUUGAAGCAGUACAGUACGGCAGUGCAGUCUCGUGAGAUUAAUAAGGCAUGACCGCCUAGAGCAUUGGACUUUGGUGCUCAGAGGAACUGCGUGACUGCCUUUGCAGUUGACUUCUUACUGCGCCUAAAGGCAAACAUCAUGAGGAUGGGCAAAACAAGGUGGAGAAAAGCAUUGGCCAUGAAGUUAAGGAAACUUAUAAGGAAACUAAACAAGUUUAAAACACGAUGCUUUUGCAUGAGGAACAGAAGCACAGAAGUGGCUUCAUCGAGAGACCCCUAUUUUAAAACUGUUCUGUUUUGAUAGUGUAUUUUACAUAUUGGUGUUGCAUUAUCAAUGUUUUUUUUCUGCUGCCAAUAGACAGCUCCUUUACCUUUAUCCUGUAGAUUUGUCGAUUUAACAUUUUGUGAAAAAAAAACACCCCCCGGUUUUCAUUUUAUUUGGGUUUUUUGUUGUGAACUGCUUACCUUCUAUAUUGAACAAAAAUAAACGCAACAUGCAACAAUUUCAAUGAAUAUACUGAGUUACAGUUCAUAAAAGGAAAUCAGUCAACUGAAAUAAAUUCAUUAGGCGCAAAUCUAUGGAUUUCACAUGACUGGGCAGGGGAGCAACCAUGUUGGGAGGGCAUAGACCCACCCACUGGAGAGCGAGGCCCAGCAAAUCAGAAUAUGUUGUUACCCGCAAAAGGGAUUUAUUACACAUAGAAAUACUCCUCAGUUUCAUCAGCUGUUCAGGUGGCUGGUCUCAGACAAUCUCGCAGGUGAAGAAGCCGGAUGUGGAGGUCCUGGGCUGGCAUGGUUACCCAUGGUCUGCGGUUGUGAGGCCGGUUGGAUGUACUGCCAAAUUCUCUAAAACAACUUGAUGUGGCUUAUGGUAGAGAAAUGAACAAUUAAUUCACUGGCAACAGCGCUGGUGGAAUUUCCUGUAGUCAGCAUGCCAAUUGCACGCUCCCUCAAAACUUGAGACAUCUGUGUUAUUUUGUGUUAUGACAAAACUGCACAUUUUAGAGUGGCCUUUAAUUGUCCCCAGCACAAGAUGCACCUGUGUAAUGAUCAUGCUGUUUAAUCUGCUUCUUGAUAUGCAACACCUAUCAGGUGGAUGGAUUAUCUUGGCAAAGGAGAAAUGCUCACUAACAGGAAUGUAAACAAAUUUGUGCACACAUUUUGAGAGAAACACACUUUUUGUGCGUAUGAAACAUUUCUAGGAUCUUUUAUUUCAGCUCAUGAAACACUUUACAUGUUGCAUUUAUAUUUUGUUCAGUAUAAAACCGUUCUACAGACAUUCAGAGGAUAUGAUUAUUUUUUGUGGCUCUUUUGAAAAAAGUACUCGUUGAAUUAAUGGGUGAUUUGUCAAUCAACAUUUCUAAGGGUAGAAAACAUACUAGAUACUUACAAAAAACAUUGCAUUGGUCUGCAUUAGUUUGAAUACUAUAGCAGAAAAAAAUUGUCCUUAGAUACAAGUGUGUAUACUGGUGAAGUCAUAUGCAAGUGACAGUAUGUACUGUAGAGGAAGUGUGUAUUGAUAUCCUCUCUAACCCUGGCAUGUAGCAACACACACUUUGACAUGGAAACAGUUUGUUAUUUGCAGUAAGUCCAGGAACAGUGUGUGAAAAAUGGACCCAGUAUUCGCCUGCAACAACCCGCAUGAAAAAAUACUAUAGUAUAUUAUGGCAUGAAUACUAAAAAUAUUCACUAAUGUUUUUGCCAACUUCACUGUAGUAUAGUGUAGUAUUUACAGUUAACUACAGUAUAAAUACUGCAGUAAAAUAACUAGUGUAUAUACUAUAGUAAUUAAUGUAGUGUUUUUGCAGAUUGUAGUAUACUGUAGUAUUUACUGUAGUAUUUACUAUAGUGUUUUUCUUUUAUUAUCUUUGACAUAGAAAUGGAGGAUUUUUCCAAGAGUAAACCAACUAGAGAAAUAUUAAAAGGCCACAUUUUCCACAACCUGUAGGUACGACUGGGGUCUGAACGGAUAGUUCAGAGGUCCUGCUCUUCUCUAUAACCUGAAGGGAACACAUUAUAUGGUCUAUACUUGGAAUGUAGGUUUCUCACUUAUGGGUGGCACAAAUUGGGAUAUGGGGAGGGGAAUGGGAAGGGUAUAUGCAAUUAAAUACUUUAGUAUUUACUAUAGUAUUAUACACUAUGCUACAAAAUUCUACAGUAAAUACUACACAUGAUCGAGGGAUACUACAGUGUCUAGUAUAGUAUUCUACAGUAUACUACAACAUUCUAUAGUAAGUACUACUCAUGAUCGUGGGAUACUACAGUGUAGUAUAGUAUUCUACAGUAUACUACAGUUUACUGCAGAAUUAUAUAGUUAGUACUGUAGUAUUCUAUAGUAAACUGUAGUAUUUUGUAAUGUGGAGAAAGCUAAGGAACAAGAAACCUUCUCAAAUAGCAGGUAUAGUUCUCAUUCAGACACUGCCCUUAUAAUAGAUUGAAGCCAGCAUUGCUGAAAAGGUGAUUGCAUAUUAAAAAAACUUAUUUUAUCCUAUUUUUAUUAGUUGACUUAUUUUCCAUGUUGUACCGGGCAAAUGUGUUGUUUAUCAAUAUUUUCAUUUAUGCUUCGACAAUUGGCACUUCUCCCAUGACUACAGUCAUAAACUCAAACUGAGCAAACAACAAAGAUAUGUAUGGUAUAUAUGAUGCAUUUAACAUUGUGGAAUGUAAAGGACGAGAGGCACAGAUUAUUAAUGACAAACAAUGAUAAUAUAAAAGCAUGGUCACUGCAGAGAUUAUACACGAUCUAAACAUGCACAUCAAUACAUACAUUCUGCCAAUAUAUGGAAGUUAUGGUAUAUGUUAAAGGUGAGUUUGACGAAUGUACAAAGACUUAUUUUUGAAUUACUUGCAGUCGAUAGAAUGCUACUUGUCAAUAGUAUUUAUUUUUUUCCCAUAUUCUAAAUCAACUUGCUCCUGUGGUAUCAAAAGUUAAACGUGUUAUUCGGUCCUGUUCUUUUUGUUACUUUGUUAUUUAGGCUCCAUUUAUUUUCUUUUUUAAUCAUACUGCUUUAGAAAUCAGGACAUUAAUUUAGUUGUCAAAAGUCUAAGAGAGAGAGAGAGAGAUGGAUUACGUUGUUGUAAAUAAACACACAUGUAAAUAGAAUAAAGAAUACUUGCAAUACA
Molecule: messenger RNA, 5213 nt
Organism: Salmo salar (Atlantic salmon)
Lineage: Eukaryota; Metazoa; Chordata; Actinopteri; Salmoniformes; Salmonidae
Product: T-box transcription factor TBX5-A
Biological process (GO): positive regulation of DNA-templated transcription; cell fate specification; regulation of transcription by RNA polymerase II
Cellular component (GO): nucleus; chromatin
Molecular function (GO): RNA polymerase II cis-regulatory region sequence-specific DNA binding; DNA-binding transcription factor activity, RNA polymerase II-specific
Source: RefSeq, a predicted model, not a curated record